CGUCCCUCGGGUUCCCGGGCGGGUGGCAAUGGCGCGGCGCGGCUGGCGUUGGGUGCGCGAGCUGUGGCUCGCGGGGCGGCCCCUAUUCCAGGGCCGCGCUCUGUUGUUCACCAACAUGCUGGGAUGUGGUGUGCUCAUGGCGGCCGGCGACGGCGCUCGUCAGUCCUGGGAGAUCCGCAUCCGACCCGGGCAAAGGUUCGACCCGCGGCGCUCAGCUCGCAUGUUUGCUGUGGGCUGCAGCAUGGGCCCCUGCCUUCACUACUGGUACCUGUGGCUGGAUCGCGUCCUCCCUGCCGCCGGCCUGCGAGGCCUCCCGAACGUCCUCAAGAAGGUCCUGGUGGACCAGCUGGUAGCAUCUCCCGUGCUGGGCGUCUGGUACUUUCUGGGCAUUGGCUGCCUGGAGGGCCAGACUCUGGAGGAGAGCUACCUAGAGUUGAGGAAUAAGUUCUGGGAAUUCUACAAGGCCGACUGGUGCAUGUGGCCUGCUGCGCAGUUGGUGAACUUCCUCUUCGUGCCACCCCAGUUCCGGGUCACCUACAUCAACUGCCUGACUCUGGGCUGGGACGCGUACCUGUCCUACCUGAAGUACCGGAUCCCCGGCCCCCUGACACCCCCUGGCUGCAUGGCCCUGGAUUCGCGCACAGACUGAGCUGCCAGCCCCAGAGCAGACGCCAGGCUGGGCAUGGUGGACCCGAGAGGAGCCCCCCACCAAGCCAGGCCCCACCGUGACUCCCACACCUAAACUGAAUUGUUUUCCCACGUGGAAUCCAGCGACCAACAUGUCAAUCUUUUUGCAUGGUGUCCGGUGAGCUAUGACCCCUGAGAUGUACAUUGCUGGCCCAGCUCCCCAUGCAGCCAGCUGGCCCAAACGGGCUGUAUUGCCACUCUGGCCAGCCCUGGACCUUACUUGAACCCGGGGACCAAGGCAAGGACAUGUGUCCCAUCACAGAAGCCAGCCUGGUGCACCCUGAAGCUUUGGAGGAGGCCAGGCAGCCUCAAGGCCUCCCACUGCUGCAGACUGUGGGGCUGCCAUUAAAUUCUCUGUGAUUCUAA
Molecule: messenger RNA, 1053 nt
Organism: Perognathus longimembris pacificus (Pacific pocket mouse)
Lineage: Eukaryota; Metazoa; Chordata; Mammalia; Rodentia; Heteromyidae
Gene: Mpv17l2
Product: MPV17 mitochondrial inner membrane protein like 2
Exons: 5
Coding region: 29-649 (206 amino acids)
Biological process (GO): mitochondrial ribosome assembly
Cellular component (GO): membrane; cytoplasm
Source: RefSeq, a predicted model, not a curated record